AUGUCAUUAACACCUAAAAUAGGACGAUCAUCCCAAAGCAGCCAGAAUGCACGACAAUUCAUUCUAAAAGAUGAUAGUGAUGUAGCAAAUAGCAUUGCUAUUUUUGCAUUAUUGCUUCAAAAUGGACAUUUCGGGCUUCCAAUGUCAAACUUGAGCAUGACAAGAGCUGAUCUUUAUAAGGUUCCCAAAACAAAACACUUUUCUCCUCAUCACGGCAGGACAAACCCAGCAGUUAUUUUCUAUCAUCAAAACUCUAGUUUCUGUGGUGAUCCCGAAUCUCCCACUGCCAGCCGAUCUUACAAUGAUGAUAGUGAAAUCUACGAAGACGAUGAUGAUCUUAACAAUAGCAGUUACGGAAUGCUUGAGAUGACAAACAGCAAAUUUGGCAUUGGAGUUACUCAAAGUACACCAGUAGAAGAAACGUUUGAGACAGUGACACCAAAAAAACAAGUUCUCGAUGAUGUUAAUGAUCUUACGCCUCCACAUACAGUUCCUCAUCAAAACAAAUCAUUCACCUAUUCAACAAGUAAUACGGGAUUCCAAAGAAAAGUUAGUAGUAACGACUUUUCUGACAUUCAAAACUCCUUUCCUCCGGUUUAUAAGCAAAGCCCACUUGGUUCCAAAGACAAAAACUUCACUGCGCCUAAGUCGUCGUUUACGAGGUCUAACAUAUUUGGCCAAAAAAUUCCUGUGUAUCAAAGGAAAACUGUCGAAAAUAAUCAAACCAAUAUUUUACGAAGCAAUGGUAACAAUAUUCAAAGUGAGGGAAGUAUCUUCCGUCCCGACACACCUACCACCCAAAUCAAUAAAAAACUCAACUUGUUCCGGGUUCAAACACCGUUAAAAAGGGAUGAGGAGCUCAAAUUGUCAUCCUGUCUUGAUGAGCCUAAGACACCAGUAGAACAGACAGGGAGCUACUCGUAUGACACAAGUUAUGACACACCAAUAUCCAGUCAAAAAACUAGAACUAUGGGUGGGGUAUGUUUGAAAGAUCUUGAAAAUAACACAUCAUUUAAUAAUAAGAAUGAUGAAAAUGAUGGAGAGAAUGAAGUAAUCGUGUUAGACGAUGAAGAUACAAGUGCGGAAUUUUCUAUGGAAAGUUACAAUACAUUAAAAAAAGAGAAAAGGAGUGAGAUUAGCAUUAAAGUUAACAGUUCUGGAUAUCGAGUUAGAAAAAGAAGCGACAUGUUAAGCUCUCCUUUUAAAACGCCAGUUCGAAAUCAAAGCCCUGACAAAGCUAGCGCGAGGCACGUUUCUAUGUUUCAUGCCCAAACUACGGAAAACUCAAGUAAUAAAAUAAAACGGCCCGCAAGUACUCAACCAGUUUCAAAUGCUGAAGACUUGGACACUUCAAAGUAG
This is a messenger RNA of Magnusiomyces paraingens, 1359 nucleotides long. RefSeq lists its product as uncharacterized. The transcript has a single exon. The record is from RefSeq and is a predicted model, not a curated record. Bases 1 to 1359 code for a protein of 452 amino acids. NCBI's taxonomy places the organism in Eukaryota, Fungi, Ascomycota, Dipodascomycetes, Dipodascales, Dipodascaceae.